Molecule: messenger RNA, 695 nt
Organism: Podospora pseudocomata
Lineage: Eukaryota; Fungi; Ascomycota; Sordariomycetes; Sordariales; Podosporaceae
Exons: 3
Coding region: 327-695 (122 amino acids)
Source: RefSeq, a predicted model, not a curated record
UGGAUGCCAUCGGGGAAACCAUCUUUGAGUUGAUCUUUAGGGGAUCCUGUCACUUCAUUGACAUGCUCUCUACCUUUGAGGUCGACCUUGCCUAGCCCAACUGAACAUCUGGCUCGCCCAAAUGAGCGGUGUCUAUCAAUUAUCCAAUGGCUUUCGUCGGUAACUACGCUCUCUCGAGCACCCCCUCCAGCUCGGCUUGCCCAGCCUGCCUGAAUUCCAUGGUGUCGAUCUGAUAUCGGCCGGAGCAACCACAAGGCCACUGAGCCACAUACUCACUGCUGUUGUCUCUGCUGUUUCCUUGCAAGCCUCAAGUUUUUUCAUAAAAUAUGGGGGCCGCGGCGUACGAAGGCAAUUUUGGGGGCCAUGUCUUGGCUAUCGAAGAGGAGGCAAAGAAGGUGCUAUAUCUAGCCAUCUUUCCUCUUCACUUUCGGAAGCAUCCCUUCCUGGCUCUCUGCCAUGUUCCCAUGUCCGGUCUCCAAAUGCUGUCAUCAGCCCGCCUUGAUAUUGGGAUUACAUCUCACAAGAAUGCGUUGGAGCCUCGCCCAGCACCCUGCACCUAUUCCACAUGGCAACCCUCCGCAAAGUCUCUCUGCACGGGUAACAAACCGCGUAUUAACACCUACAAGGCGCCCUUUUCCUCUCAGCUCCCUUCCAUCCACAUGUCGAUAUCGGACCUGCAAGAUGUAGGCCUCUAG